This is a messenger RNA of Racocetra fulgida, 571 nucleotides long. NCBI's taxonomy places the organism in Eukaryota, Fungi, Glomeromycota, Glomeromycetes, Diversisporales, Gigasporaceae. The record is from the annotation of a GenBank genome assembly.
AUGGGUAAGAUUCAGGAAAUCAUCAAAGAAGUUUUACCUGGAAUUUACACAUAUUCAAUAAUGGUCGGCGAAGAUGAAAGCGAGGAUAAAAAAUCUAGCUUUUUUGGAAAUAUAAAUGAAGAGGUUAACAGCGUUUGUGAGAAAUUGAAGGCUGAUAUAAAUCUUAAAUAUGGCAUAUCUGAUAUUCCGGGUUGUGAAGGAAAUGAUGGGUGGUGUAAAUUAAUGCGAUCAAUAGCUAGUCAAGGUGCUUAUUCAGGAUAUGUACGGAAUCAUAUAAUCCAAGCACAAUACUUUAAAGAUCCGAAAAGGCUUGAUAUUUAUCUCAAGAAAAAUAUCUUUUUGCCGGAUAUCAAUAAUGAACUUGAAGUUAAGAAUGAAACUUAUAAAAAGAAUCUAGUGACACUUAAUAAACUUGUGCUUAUUAGAUUCACAGAGGAUACAACCCUCAAACCAGGAGAUACUGCUGUAAGAAAUGUUGUACCUGUUCGUGAACAAAAGUUGUACAAAGAAGAUUGGAUCGGGUUAAAAACAUUGGACGAGGCUGGAAGAUUAGUCUUUAAGGACUGUGAAG